This is a messenger RNA of Debaryomyces fabryi, 999 nucleotides long. RefSeq lists its product as uncharacterized. The transcript has a single exon. The record is from RefSeq and is a predicted model, not a curated record. Lineage: Eukaryota; Fungi; Ascomycota; Pichiomycetes; Serinales; Debaryomycetaceae. The coding region runs from base 1 to 999 and encodes 332 amino acids. Gene Ontology annotation, cellular component: mitochondrion. Gene Ontology annotation, biological process: mitochondrial respiratory chain complex III assembly.
AUGUUAAGCCAAUAUUCAAUAAUAUAUAAGAGAGCUAUUGUUAUCAAUAGACAUCUUUCAACUAGCUCAAUAAUCAGAUUUGAAAAUAAGAAUAAUUUUUUAAAUCAACUUCAAGAUAAUGAAAUAAGUGCCCCAUCUAAAUUAGCUCUGGAAUCAACAUUACCAAAAGUUCCUCAAGUUUCAAAUUCCAAGAAGCCCCCACGUAAACCAACUGCUAAAUCUCCUUUCAAGUCCUCAAAUAAAAUCGAAAAUGACCCAAAUUUUCAUAUGGUUCAAUGGAAACAAAACAUUGGUCAGUGGAUUGUCAAAGCCUUUAAGAUAGAUAUGGAUCGUUCUAGAGCAGGACCUGUUGCCGGUUCAGAAUAUUUUGGAGAAUGUAAAAGACAAGGUAUGCACUAUCCAAAUGAACCUCUUUCCAAUACAGCUAAAUUUUAUUACGAAACGUUAAAUUUACCACAAUCCUUUGCACAACACUUUCAAAUUACUGCAUUACAUUAUUGGAUUUUAUCCGUGAGAAUGAGAGCUAUGCCUUUUAAAUAUGGAAGAAACUAUCAGCAGAAAUUGGUGGAUAGAAUUUUCAGCGACAUGGAAUUGAGAAUGUCUGAAGAAUUGAAAAUCAACUCCAAUAGAAUUAUCGAGGGAUAUUUGAAGGAUUUCCACACUCAGUUGUUGGGUUCAGUGUUGUCUUAUGACGAAGGUUUGAUGACUGACGAUAUCACUUUGGCAAGUGCAUUGUGGAGAAAUGUCUUUAAUGGUAACCCGAAUGCAGAUAUGAGACAUAUUGAGGCAUUACUUGAAUACGUGAGAUCUCAAUUAUACGUGUUAAACAAAAUGAGUGACAGAGAAUUUGGUUUUGGAAACUUCAAAUUUGUUGCCCCAGACGAGGUUGUUAAACCAUUAACUGAAGCGCAAGAAGAAGAGUUGAGAGUUAAGGCUAAGGAAGAAUUUGCUAACAAAACAUUACCCUCGCAACAAAGUGUUUUAUCGCUCGACGAAUAA